Molecule: messenger RNA, 1532 nt
Organism: Ochotona princeps (American pika)
Lineage: Eukaryota; Metazoa; Chordata; Mammalia; Lagomorpha; Ochotonidae
Gene: SLC67A2
Product: major facilitator superfamily domain containing 9
Exons: 6
Coding region: 110-1522 (470 amino acids)
Biological process (GO): transmembrane transport
Molecular function (GO): transmembrane transporter activity
Source: RefSeq, a predicted model, not a curated record
GCCGCGGAGCCCCGCCUGCGCAGGCGCGAGCGCCGGCUUCCGCUCGAGGCGGGGCGGGCGCGCCGGGUCCGGGAGGCUGUGCCCGGGUGCGCCCCCCGCCGGCGCCUCCAUGGAGUCCCAGGCGGGACCGGGCGUGGGCUGGGCCCGGGGGGCGGCCUCGGGGACCUCGGUGCCGCGGCAGGAGCAGGGGCCAGGGGCUGCGAGCCCCCGUGCUGUCGGAGCCCGCCGCUUCCUGCUCUGUCUCUACCUGGUGGGCUUCUUGGAUUUAUUUGGCGUCAGCAUGGUUGUCCCUCUACUGAGCCUUCAUGUCAAGUCCCUUGGAGCAAGUCCAAUAGUUGCUGGAAUAGUAGGAUCCUCCUAUGGCAUCUUACAACUAUUUUCAAGCACGUUGGUGGGUUGCUGGAGCGAUGUGGUCGGAAGACGCUUCUCCCUUCUGCUCUGCAUUCUGCUCAGCGCGCUGGGCUAUCUCCUCCUGGGAGCUGCCACAAAUGUGUUCCUGUUUGCUCUGGCUCGGGUCCCUGCAGGUAUUUUUAAACACACACUGUCCAUAUCAAGGGCUCUACUCUCGGAUCUGGUCACAGAGAAGGAGCGGCCACUGGUCCUUGGGCGGUUCAACACGGCUUCCAGUGUGGGCUUCAUCUUGGGCCCCGUGGUCGGGGGCUAUCUCACUGAAUUAGACGGUGGAUUUUAUCUGACAGCCUUCAUCUGUUUUUCUGUCUUCAUGCUCAAUGCUGCUCUGGUCUGGCUGGUCCCGUGGAAUGAAACACACCGCGAUGGAGCAAAGCAGGACGUGCAGAUUGGAAAGGCUGGAGUGCUUUCAGUGAAGACAGGCUCUGAAGUACAGGAUGCAGCCACCGCCCGUGGGCCCAAGGAGGCAGAGAAGGCGCGGCCAUCCUGGGUGCAGGUCACUUGGGCCUUGCGGGACAUGAAGAGCCUGGUGUUUUCCGAAAUGUGGGACCUAUUUCUCGUCCGCUUCCUGAUGGGCGUGGCGGUCAUGCUGUAUUACAGUAACUUUGUCUUGGCCCUGGAGGAGCGCUUUGGGGUGCGGCCCAGGACCACUGGCUACCUCAUUAGCUACAGCAGUGCACUGGGCGCCCUGGCCGGCUUUGCACUGGGGCCGAUCCUGCGGCUGUACCAGCAUAACGCACAUGCCGUGCUGCUGCGGUCCUGCGCGCUCACCUGCGCGCUGCUGGGCCUCCACGCCUCGGCCCAUACCAUGGGUGUGGUCAUCUUCUCCUCCACGCUGCUGGCCUUCUCCACCUCCAUCGGCAGGACGUGUGUCACCGACCUCCAGCUGACCGUGGGCGGAACCCAGGCCAGUGGCACAGUUAUCGGAGUGGGUCAGUCUGUGACAGCGGUGGGUCGCAUCGUAGCCCCGCUCCUCUCGGGAGUGGCCCAGGAGGUCAGCCCGCGCGGCCCGCCGAGUCUGGGGGCUGCCUUAGCCUUAGUGGCGAUUUUUAUAAUGUCAGUACACAAACGUCACUCUGGCAGUCCUGAGAGCGAAAAAUUAAAAACUGAAUAGUAUGCUUUUG